AGGGUAAAACGCGAAGGAAAUGUCGCUGAAGACGUGGCUCUAGCAAAUCGCAACUUACAGUUCACGCGUCGUGGCUUCUUGUUGUUGCUGAAGAUUUUCCUUCCCGCGACCAUUUUUGUGAGGUCAUGGACUACGAUUUCAGAACCAGGUCAGGUCCACCCCACGACGCACAGGUUCCAAUCUACCGUCAAUCCUCGUCUUCUUCGCCUCCCACCCACCCCAUGUACGGGCCCUCUUUGUACCCCAAGGUCGGCCCGCAUGGCCUUGUCGCACCUCCUCCCGCCGCCCGUCCCUCACCGCAUCAUCAGACUUCUACCUCGUCCGUUCCGUCAGGAUUGGGCAUUAAGGUUGCUAUAAAGCCGGAAUACAGGAUCACUCCACCGCCUCAUUUGUUACCACAUGGUGGAGAUAUACCACGUAGCAACUUUCAAUUUGAUUUUGACUUGGAGAGAAAAGUUUUGGCAGAAGCUGAGAAGCAAAACCCCAAUUGGAGUAGAUUUGGUAUGGAAAUUCUUCCAGCUAAGAGUGUUGAAUCUACAUCACCAAAGGGCCCUGUUUCUGAUCCUAUUGUGAGCAAAUAUAUUGCUUCUGGGCUCAACCGAGAGGCUGUUCCAAUUGCUGUUGCCAAUUAUGGAGAUAAUCCAACCAAGGUUCAAGAAUUUGUUAAUGGCUACACCCUCCUGCGUGAAAUGGGAUUUGCAACAAGCACCGUUGCGGAAGCCUUGAUAAUGAAUGACAACGAUACGGACAAGGCAUUAGCUCACUGCCUGAACGGCCCAUCGUGAGAGUCUUAAAGCUUAUUUAUUGUACAUCCUAUUUAUUCGUUGAUAGAUAUUAGAUUGGUGCUUCUGUGUAAUGAUGAAUGACGUUCAAGUAUAGACAACUGAGACGCGCGCUUGCAAUCUAAUAUAAGGCUGCUCUUCUUUUUGGCCCGGCCAUGACCA
Molecule: messenger RNA, 944 nt
Organism: Prosopis cineraria
Lineage: Eukaryota; Viridiplantae; Streptophyta; Magnoliopsida; Fabales; Fabaceae
Exons: 5
Coding region: 126-785 (219 amino acids)
Biological process (GO): ubiquitin-dependent protein catabolic process via the multivesicular body sorting pathway
Cellular component (GO): ESCRT I complex
Molecular function (GO): ubiquitin binding
Source: RefSeq, a predicted model, not a curated record